AUGGGAAAUUCAUCUCUGAUAGAGGUGGCCUUGGGUGGUGCAUGUCACGAAGAAGCCGCCAACCAUUUCACCGCCGCUAUCAAUCACUGUGACUCCAUUCUGAGGCACACACUGGCAGGCCAGAGCUGUCUGAAGCCAGGCCAAAGCUGUGGCUUUUGGGCCAAGCCGUGCCAGAACAUCACUAAUGCGCCCCGGCCCGACUCAUGCAAGCCUAUACCAGCCAAGAAGCAAAAGUCAAUCAAAUCCAAGGACUCGGACAACAUAUAUUCUGAAAGGAUGGUUGAGCGUGAUAUGGUUCAAGAGCGCCACAGAUUGGUCCCUGCUGUGCAUUUCUGCACAACACCUCCCCAAUUCGCAAAUUUCGCAUUUUAUAAGGCAAAUGCAGGCAGGAUCUAA
Suillus clintonianus is the source of this 396-nucleotide messenger RNA. RefSeq lists its product as uncharacterized. NCBI's taxonomy places the organism in Eukaryota, Fungi, Basidiomycota, Agaricomycetes, Boletales, Suillaceae. The coding region runs from base 1 to 396 and encodes 131 amino acids. The record is from RefSeq and is a predicted model, not a curated record. The transcript has 3 exons.